CACAUUCAUCUUAAGUACUCCAGACAGCCUGGGCCCCUUAUGGAAAGUCCAUCUGUGGCACAACAAUGGCGGCCAGUCUCCAAGCUGGUACGUCAGCCAUGUGAUUGUCAAGGACCUGGUGACUGGCAUGAGCUGGUUCUUCCCAGCUGAGUGCUGGCUGGCAGUGGAUGAGGGUGAUGGGAAAGUGGAGCGAGAGCUGACCUCCCUCAGCCAUGGCCCUGGGUUCAAAAAGCUCCUUUACUGUAAGCUGACGGAAUAUUUGGAGGAUUUUCACUUUUGGGCUUCUGUGUACAGCCGUCCUUCUCACAGCCAGUUCUCCCACACCCAGCGCCUCACGCUAUGCCUUAUACUGCUGCUGGGCUAUAUGCUCCUCAGUACUGUGCUCAUUUACGUGAAGGAUGAUGAGUUUACAGCUGAGUUGGGUCUCAUUGACAUCUCUGCCGUCUCCCUGGUAACGGGUAUCUUUAGUACUCUUGCUGCACUACCAUUCGGAGUUCUGUUGUCACUGCUGUUCCGAUUCAGCAAGGUAACAAUCAAACAAGAUACAUCAGCAGAACAGAACAAGUCUACAAAAGCAUCUUAUGUCUACUCUGUGGAAGCUCACCGGGAUGCCCUGCUGUCAGAGGACAGUACUUUUGAAUCUUAUAUAUCGUGGCAAAAUCUGCAACGCUGGGCACAAGAAACGUGGCAGAAAAAGCAUGAGCGGGGCCUGGAAUCCCGCAGUCCCAUUAUUGUCUCUGAGCAGGACAGCCAGUCGAACAGUAAGAAGGAAGGCACGUGUGCUUCUGAUUGCAGCUCCAGCGGCUUUGAGGACUGCAGCUCUCAAGAGAACAGCAAAGUCCCACCCAAGUGCUUUGAGCACAGCACCAGUGACCUUCGCUCAGACAGCUCAUUGGAUCGCAGUCUCUAUGAACACCACCAGGUUUUCGGAAGCAGUACAAUUGUACUUCCCUUUUGGUGUCGUUACCUGGCAUGGGCAGCCUGUUUGUUGCUUGCUAUAGUCUGUAUUGUGGUCACUGUCCUGCUGGGACUUAAGUUUAGUGGUACGAAAAGUCUUCUGUGGAUUCAUUCUUUGUUUUUCUCCCUGCUGUUUUGCAUUUUUGUUGUACAGCCUUUAGUGAUUUUUAUAUUAGCAUCUGUGGUAUCAUUGAGGUACAAGGAACGCAGUGACUUUUAUACAGGCUGCCUGGAAACUGGGCCUGUUCUCGAAGCUGUGAAACCCUGGAGCUCGAAUGGAGGCUCUGAAAACUAUAGCCACAGUGUACACCAGGAACAGCCUACAGAUUUUGACAGGAUCAUAGCUGCGCGCCAGAGGGCACGCUACCUCCGCCUUGUUCGUCCUCCCACUCCAGCACAGCUGAAGGAAGCCAGAGAUAGGAUAAGGAAAGAAGGUUUGAUACAGCACACUCUGAGGGAGUUUGUGCUUUACAUCGUCAUGUUGCUGCUGCUCAUGUUUGUAACCUAUGGAAAAUUCUCCAAUGACCAAUACCUUCUGAAUCAGGCCGUCAGGACUGAGUUCACCAAGAAUCCGAAGAAACUGCUUUCUGAAGUGAAAACAGCUGAGGAUUGGUGGAGCUGGAGCAUGACCGCUUUAUUAGAGGGUCUGUAUUGGGACACCUGGUAUAACAAUGCUUCUGCAAGUGCCAAGGCGGGUCCCCUUAAAGGAACAUGUAGUCUGAUUGGUGAACCGAUGCUUCAGAAAAUACAAGUUAUAAAUAACACUGGCUGCACGAUUCCCAGCAUGUUUACUGGCCUGAUCACAGACUGUGUGCCUCCUUACAGGCCUGACGUCCAUGAUCCAGGCAGCAAAGAGACCUCUGACAGCCAGACUGACACAGUAAGGGUCCAUUUGUGUGGUCAAAUAGAGUGCUACGAUGGAAAAGUAACUACUGUCAAACUGGGCAGAAUAAGAUCUGAAGCGUACCGCACGCUGUUGCAGUUGAGUGCUGACAGGUGGCUUGACAGAAGCACCAGAGCAGUGGUGGUGGAGUUCACGCUCUACAACCCUCCCUCCAACCUCUUCACCACUGUCUCCCUGCUGGCUGAGACCCCACCAACAGGGGGCGUCAUUCCUUCAGCAUACAUUGAGUCAGUCAGCAUUUAUCAUGUCUCCUCUGUCCUAGAUUACUUCAUCAUGGCCUUUGAGCUCAUUUUUCUGGCUUUGAUUCUUCUUCACCUUUACUUCCAAGUCUGUGCAAUGAUUCAGAAGGGGUUGCUGGUUUACUGGCAGGAACCAUGGAAUUGGCUUGAGGUGACCAUCAUUAUCAUCAGUCUGUUUUACUACACCUAUUACAUGUAUCACUUUGUGCUGGCUGUGGAAAUAAUAGAUUACCUACAGAGGGGAAACUUCAAAGCAUUUGUGGAUCUGAGUUUAAUCUCAUCCUGGGACCAGCUUACACGUUGUCUCCAUGGAGUGAUCAUAUUCCUUCUGUUACUGAAAUGCAUUCGCCUCCUGAGGAUUAAUAAAGUCAUCAGCCCCUGUGUGACAAUGCUGCGUCUUUCCUGCUCCAGCAUAACACUGCCAGUGGUGGCUGGCAUUAUUUUCAUGAUUGCCUAUUCCUGCCUCGGGAACCUCUUGUUCUUAUCCACAUCUCAUCCAUUCAGUACUAUUGUGAGGUCCUUCCAGACUGUCCUCAUGCACUUCAUGGGAGUGAGCGAGCUUCAGACCCUGUCUUCCAUGUACAAAACCAACCAACUCUCCAUUGCAAUAUACUAUGGGACCUUUUUCUUCAUAUUGUCUGUCCUCUGGAUAGGAAUGAUUGCUGGGGUUCUCACGUCAUUGGCCCAAGACUCAAAGAAGUCUUCCAGAAGCAAACACCUGGUCACUCUCACAGAGGUUGUGAUCUAUAGUCGUGAAAAGUUUCUUGCUUUCAUCGGGAGAAAAAGGCAGAACUCGUCAGACAGCCCCACAACAGGUGGCAGUAACUUUUACUUGGAUGAAUUUGAGACUCUCAUGGAUGAGCUUCUGUUCCGACUCAAUGCUUUUUCAAAUAGCCUGCACCGUUCUCUACCAGCCAAACAGAGAAACUACCUGGGUGACGAAAAGCCCUCUGAUAUCCCAGUCUGAUUAUUAUUACAGUCCAGGCUCAGAGAGCGCAUCUGUGAAUGAAGACAGUGUUGGAAAGAAGGUUUAUAAAAUUGAGCAGAAGCUGUUCAAAAACAACCCAGAGAUGUAUAAUCUUUUAAUGUCCACCAAAGAGAAUGACUUAGCUAGUCAGAGACCUCUGAGAUCACAGCUUGAAACUGAAACAUUUCACCAUCUGCAUCUGCAAAACCAUGGCAGCCCAUCAGUGACAUCUGUAGACAAUUCUGAGAACUGCAAGUCCAGCCAUACCCACUCCCAAGAUAAGCCCAGUGUUACUCUUCCUGGAAGUACAAAUCCAUCAAGUGAGUCCUGCGCUUCAAUGUCAGAUUCCUGUAGUUUGCCAGAGCAAU
This is a messenger RNA of Acipenser ruthenus (sterlet), 3435 nucleotides long. RefSeq names its product polycystin-1-like protein 1. Gene Ontology annotation, cellular component: membrane. Gene Ontology annotation, molecular function: calcium ion binding; calcium channel activity. Gene Ontology annotation, biological process: detection of mechanical stimulus. Bases 128 to 3067 code for a protein of 979 amino acids. The transcript has 24 exons. The record is from RefSeq and is a predicted model, not a curated record. NCBI's taxonomy places the organism in Eukaryota, Metazoa, Chordata, Actinopteri, Acipenseriformes, Acipenseridae.